Molecule: messenger RNA, 1077 nt
Organism: Tachyglossus aculeatus (Australian echidna)
Lineage: Eukaryota; Metazoa; Chordata; Mammalia; Monotremata; Tachyglossidae
Gene: SSTR1
Product: somatostatin receptor 1
Exons: 1
Biological process (GO): neuropeptide signaling pathway; cellular response to estradiol stimulus
Cellular component (GO): membrane; neuron projection
Molecular function (GO): neuropeptide binding; somatostatin receptor activity
Source: RefSeq, a predicted model, not a curated record
GGCGAGGGGUCAGGCGAGGCCGGGAGCGUGGGGGGCGCCGUCCUGAUCGCCCUGGUCUACUCACUGGUGUGCCUCGUGGGGCUCGGCGGCAACUCCAUGGUCAUCUUCGUCAUCCUGCGCCACGCGAGGAUGCGCACGGCCACCAACCUGUACAUCCUGAACCUGGCGGUGGCCGACGAACUACUGCUGCUCAGCGUCCCGUUCCUGGUCACGGCCGCGCUGCUGCGCCACUGGCCCUUCGGCGCGGCCCUGUGCCGCCUGCUACUCAGCCUGGACGCCCUCAACAUGUUCACCAGCGUGUACGGCCUGACCGUGCUCAGCGUGGACCGCUACGUGGCCGUGGUGCACCCGCUGCGCGCCGCACGCCUGCGCCGUCCACGCGUGGCCAAGCUGGUUAGCGCAGCCGUGUGGGCACUGGCGCUGCUGGUCAUGUUGCCCAUCGCCGUCCUGGCGCGCACGGCGGCCAACCGUGAUGGCACGGUGGCCUGCAACGUGCUCAUGCCGGAGCCGGCACGCCGCUGGCUCGUGGGCUUCGCGCUCUACACGUGCCUCCUGGGCUUCGUGCUGCCCGUGGGUGCCAUCGGCCUGUGCUACGCGCUCAUCCUGGCCAAGCUCCGCGGGGUGGCCCUGAGGGCCGGCUGGCAGCAGCGCCGCCACUCCGAGCGCAAGAUCACCGUCAUGGUGGUCAGUGUCGUCUCGGUCUUCGUCCUCUGUUGGAUGCCCUUCUACGUGGUGCAGCUGGUCAGCGUGUUCGCUGGGCGGGGCGAUGCCACGGUCAGCCAGUUGGCCGUCAUCCUGGGCUACGCCAACAGCUGCGCCAACCCCAUCCUCUACGGCUUCCUCUCGGAGCCCUUCAAGCGCAGCUUCCAGCGCCUGCUGUGCGGCGGAGGGGCCGGAGGGGGAGGUUGGGUGGGGGGCGUGGCGGCCGACGAGCCGGGCGACUACUUCGCCACGGCCGUGCAGAGCCGCCCCAGGGGCAGCGGGGAAGAUCCGGCCGGCCCUCCGGCCUGCCUGGAGCUCCCGGGGGACGGCCCCGGCCCCAGCGGGCCCUGGCCCUCCCGGACCACCACCCUUUGA